CACGCGCAGCUGAAGCGGGCUGUGGCGCGUUCACACAAGAAAAUGAUGAAGAUCAUGAUGAGGUGCAAUAUAGCGGACAUGGCGAGCCUUCUCCUCUUCACUUUCGUCACGCUGAUUGCAUUGCAGCUCUCCGAGUCCUUUGUGUCCAAGUCCUGGAACCUGGAGGAACAAAAGAGGGGGCCACUUGGCGGGUACUCCGACUCUUCACUGGAGGAGGCCUCGGGUUCAUUCAGAUGGCUCGAGAAGCAUCUCGUGGCGAAGAGGACGCACGCCACGCUGGACUUAGAUGCUAUGAUUGGGUACACUCCUCCCUCAGCACCCCCAGACCUCCCCCAGCAGACGGGGCCUCAUCAGGUUUUGGAGGAGGAGCUCAAUGAAGGUGGUCACUCCAGCGGUUUUGGCGUCAUUCGCUCCUCCGUGUUGGUCUCCACAACGACGACAGCGUCUUCUAACAUUGCUGCGACGACAGCGGCCCCCGAGACGGGCACCGACUUUGGACUACUGGGAGUCAAAGAUUUGACCCACAGUGCCACUGUGGCACACGGUGACACGGCCACCAGCAUGCAGCAGGAGGAGGAAGGAAAGGAAACUAGGUCCACGCCCACCUCAAAUGUUUUGCCCAAUGGGGGCUUAGCUGCGACCAGCUGGGACUGGAUGAUCACGCUCCCUCAGGAGGAACAUGUACUGUGCGUGGACUGGACGCAGCCAAGUGGGCAUGGCUACAUCCUCCUGAACAUGACACACAAUCUCAACUGCGAGGAGUUCCGCAGUGAUGGCGGUGUGCGCCUGCUGAAGAUAAUGGAGCGCCAGUUUGCACGGCGCAUGAAGAGCCCAGAAGGGUCGUGGGUCAUUUACCUAAGCAAGCCCACACACCAACGACGACAAAUGCUGAUGCACGUGGCCUCUGAGCAUGGUGUGAUGUCCACUAAGGACCUGCUGAACCUGCUGGGAGAAAUGCGUCCCAGUUUAAACAAAGUAGGCAUCCAGGACUAUGGCCUGCCCUCUACGUGCUCGCCCCGCAGCAGUCCAUCCCAGCGCAGCGACUACAGCAAACUGUUUGUGGUCCUGGUGGUCAUCGGCUCCAUCUGCCUGGCCAUCAUCACGUCAGGCUUCAUUUACAUCUGCUGGCAGAGGCGGCCCCCGACCACCAAGACCACCUUCCACACGGAGGAGCUUCGCUUUGUGGAGAACGGUUGCCAUGACAACCCCACCCUGGACGUGGCAGGCGACAACCAGCCUGACAACCGGCCUGAAGACCACCAAGAAGAAGAACGGAUGACGAACAAGGGGAUUAGUACCAAUGGAAUUGUGGGGGGAGGCGAAGGUAUCCGCGGGGAUGACAACCCUCGCUGGCAGGUGUUUGUCAAUCAAGCAGCAGCUGAGGAGGAAGAAGAAGAGGACACACACCUUUGAUUGAGGAGAAAGAAGAUGGAAUGUCUGUGCCUUGAGGGAGGUCGCCAAAGAGAAUCACCUAUCCACAUGAUAUCGCCAGGGCUUUUUAGCCACGCUAUCUGUUAGCCACAGCCAGUGCGAUCGGCAUUCUUCUGAAAAAUACUGAAGCAAUUUAGUGCAAUGUUUGGAAAUGAUGAAAAUUUGCAAAACAAAAAUAUCAUCCAAAAUAUGCUCUCUAUAUUUGAUUGGAUGGUUCUAACAUGUUCUUCUCUUUCAAGUUUUAUGCACGUGAAAGACAAGUGAAAAGCUCAGAGGUUCUAUUGUCAUUGAGGCUGUUUACUUUGCACCCAGUUGAGCCUGCAUGGUUGUUUUUGCAUUAGCGUGUGCUAUGCUAGCUGUAGUCAGGUGACUGUUUACUGUGCAACCCAUCGUGAGGCACAUAAUAGUGCUGCUUUAGUGUGUAAAAACACGCAUGACAACAUGCCAUCACUUGCCCGCCAACAACAAUAAUGCUAAUAAAAAUAGUACAUAAGUACGUAAAUAAAUAAAAUAAAUAAUGGGUCUGCUACCAGUUGACAAAAACUGUCUCCACAAUGGGCAUUUGCAUUUGAAGCAAUACUAACAGAGCCAACUAAGAUUGAGGUUGAGCUAUGCUAAAUAUGUGAGCAGAUGUAGGGUGACUAGACGUCCUCUUUUUCCCAGACAUGUCCUACUGUUGAGCCCUAAAAAAAUGUCCGGGGGGAAUUUCAAAAUCGUCCGGGAUUCUGUUGGACUGCCUCAAACAUAAUACAUGUACAGUACUUUUUGUUGU
This is a messenger RNA of Syngnathus acus (greater pipefish), 2203 nucleotides long. It is a transcript of the gene podxl2, whose product is annotated as podocalyxin-like 2. Bases 43 to 1413 code for a protein of 456 amino acids. The record is from RefSeq and is a predicted model, not a curated record. Lineage: Eukaryota; Metazoa; Chordata; Actinopteri; Syngnathiformes; Syngnathidae. The transcript is spliced from 12 exons.